This is a messenger RNA of Rhipicephalus microplus (southern cattle tick), 672 nucleotides long. RefSeq lists its product as uncharacterized. Lineage: Eukaryota; Metazoa; Arthropoda; Arachnida; Ixodida; Ixodidae. The record is from RefSeq and is a predicted model, not a curated record.
CCCGUUAGCCGCGUGCUGCACAAGUCGACAGCUCGUCGGAGGAUCUCGCGGCUUACCACGAUGAGGCGAUGGGUUUCCGAGGGAACCACGAACACCAGAGCACACCGCGACAAAGAUUUCCGCCGCACGACGACCGCCGGCAACGCGUAUGCCACUGACGACGUGCCAAACUCUGCUCGAGCUCCGCGCCCCGCUGAAGACGUGUCCGUGGAGCACCUCACGUACAGCAUCAACUCCAGCCAUCCGCGGACGUUGCGGGACAAGGACACGCUGUGCAAACGACACCGGCGGCGACGCGCGAUGGCGCAUCGAGUCUGCCAGUCGGAAGGGCAGUUGAGGCCGACUUUGCCGGCCGCCAACACGACGCCGGUGAUCCCUGCUCUGUCAGAUGACCAGGAACAGGAAACGACACUGCUCGAGGUGCUUGGAACCUUGCACCAGGGGCUCGGAAGACAGACCCGCUGGCAAGCCGCGGGUCAAGCGAGGCGCUGAGAAGGGCCCGGUUGACGUGACAGCGGGCUGCUGCGUGAGACGCUUCAUUUCCUUCGAGCCCCUCGUGCUCCGGCAUCAUACCACGCAGCUGUAAGGAAGCGGAGCUUGGCUCUUUCUCAGAAUUUUGAGAGCUUCGGCUGUGUUUGGAAGACCAAAUAAAUGUUUAUCCAAUCCAAUCGG